Messenger RNA from Hypoxylon trugodes, 546 nucleotides. RefSeq lists its product as uncharacterized. Lineage: Eukaryota; Fungi; Ascomycota; Sordariomycetes; Xylariales; Hypoxylaceae. Bases 217 to 546 code for a protein of 109 amino acids. The transcript has a single exon. The record is from RefSeq and is a predicted model, not a curated record.
AGGCACCCCAUAGGCCAUUCUCACGCGUUCUUUCUCUUUAAUCCGUAAGCUCCUACACAUAAACAUAAAUUUCUUCACACAAACCUUUCUACACGCAAACUUUUACACACAAAUCACUGCACACAAACCUCUACCCAUAAAACCACCAAACACAUAUAUCCUCACUUCUACUACACCUUUCCCAUCCUUCAUCUUCACAUCUUCCAGCUCAUCAAUAUGAUCCAGAGUGUCAGCUUGUUGCCCACCAUGGACAAUGCGACCAACAACAUCGAUUGUACACCCUCGGUAUCUCGCAAGAGCCUCGGCAGCUCUUCAGGUCCCUCUAUGGACACGGCGGCCGAUGAGGUUGAUUUUGACAGCCUUAAAGAAGUCAGAACGAUAUCAACCCAGGGUCAUCACAUAAUCGGACUAUUCAAGUCUGCGCUGAAGCUAUCUCCCGCAGCUGGUCUAGAUGAGAAGGCCGAGUACUUCGUUAGUGAAAUGCUUAAGUAUUCUCCUAAAGAGAAGUGUGGGCUAGACCCAGGUGAAUUUGUCUGGGACUUCUAG